AUCCUCUUUCCGUCAUUCCAUUCUUCAUUCUACUUCAUUUGCCCUCUUUUUCCUCUUUCUUUUUCUUUCUUCCUUUCUCCCCCUUCUUCUUCCUUUCUCCCCCUUCUUCUUCCUUUCUCCCCCUUCUUCUUUGUGUCUCGCGUUUCAUAAGCCUUCUUUACACUUCCUCUUGAACAAAAAAGCUUCUCCUCUCUUCAAGCAUGUACCAUUCUCAGGCAAAUGUCCGCAAGAGACUCGAUUGUUACUAUCGGAACGUCAAGGCCGUAAUCCUUAAUCGGCAGAAUCCAACCACAGGCCUGAUCCCUGCAUCCGUCGCUGUUACAACUCAUGGAGACUAUCGUGAUGCCUGGGUUCGUGAUAAUGUUUACUCCAUCAUGGCUGUUUUUGGUCUUGCCCUUGCCUAUCGUCGGGUCGAUGAUGAUGAAGGCCGAGCAUAUGAGCUUGAACAUGCCGUCGUAAAGUUGAUGCGUGGUCUGUUGUUCAGUAUGAUGCGGCAGGCGCACAAAGUUGAGGCGUUCAAGAAGACCCAGGCUUUAAACGACUGUUUGCAUGCCAAAUACAACACUGCUACUGGAGACACUGUUGUUGGUGAUUCAGAGUGGGGCCAUCUGCAAAUCGAUGCUACAUCCAUCUUCUUAUUGGCGCUGGCACAAAUGACGGCCUCCGGGAUAUUGAUUGUGUAUACGACAGACGAAGUUGACUUUAUUCAGAACCUUGUGUUUUACAUUGAGCGUGCAUAUCGCACACCUGAUUACGGUAUUUGGGAGAGAGGUAACAAGAUUAACCAUGGUGAACCCGAGUUGAACUCAUCUUCGAUUGGUAUGGCCGUCGCUGCUCUACAAGCAAUCAAUGGCGUCAAUCUAUUCGGGUCACGCGGUGGACCCAGCUCGGUCAUCCAUGCAUUGCCUGACGAGAUUACACGCAACUAUACCACCUUGCACUCAGCUCUUCCAAGAGAGUCAAACUCAAAAGAAAUCGAUGCAGCCUUGCUUUCAGUCAUCGGAUUCCCGGCUUUUGCGGUCGGUGAUGCUAAACUUGUUGAGCGCACUCGAAACGAGAUCAUUGAGAAGCUUGGAGGCAAAUACGGGUGUAAGCGAUUUCUGCGUGAUGGCCAUCAGACUAUCGUCGAAGACACAAGUCGUCUCCACUAUGAUGCUCACGAACUCAAGAUUUUCGAGGGUAUUGAAUGCGAAUGGCCCCUGUUUUUUACGUACUUCAUCUUGGAUGGAUUGUUCAAUGAGAAUGAACAUCAAGUCGAGGAGUACCGCUCAAAACUCGAGCCCCUUAUCAUUGACUCAGCAUCGCUGUUGGACUUUGGUCAAUUCAUUUCAGACUCGAUCUCUGACAACGAGGAUGGUCGAGGACCAAAGACACCGACUUCACCAGGAUUCACCACACCAGGCAGUGAUAACAAGCUCCCUGAGCAUAUUCCUCUUAUUCCUGAACUGUAUUAUGUGCCUCACCAUUUAGUCGAAGCUGAAAAGAAGGAGAACCAUACCCAGGCCCGUGUGGCAAAUGACAACAUCCCUCUUGUCUGGGCAAACUCUCUCCAUACUCUUGGAAGCCUUAUCUAUGAGAACUUACUCAGCGUGGCAGAGAUUGAUCCUCUUGGAAGACGCUUUAAUGCUCGCAAGACUCAACCCAAUGACACUGUAGUUCAGGUUGUGCUUCUGGCUGAGGACGCCAAUUUACAGAGUAUGCUCAAUAUGUACGGAUUGGAAACCCAGACCAUGGAUCAAGUCCACCCUAUCACCGUCAGCCAUCCUCAGGGACUCAAGGAAGUGUAUUCGGCUCUUGGAAAGAAUACAAAAUUGGGAUUGUCAGGACGACCCAAGCGCCCUAUCGGAUCGCUAGGAACUUCCCGCUUGUAUCGCGUCCAGGGCCAUCUCUAUGCAUUCACUCCCGAUUUCCUGGAUAAUGAGGAAUUUUAUCUGACCAGCGAUAACGACUAUCUGAUUUCCAUAUUUGAGCAAGAGUUGGCUUUCGUCCGUCAAUAUUGGGUCUCUCCUGGGCGACCUACCAUGACUAUUUUAUUGACGCAUGCCAUGCUGGGCGGACUAUCAAAGUCACGUAGCUUUGCCUCUCAGACCGAAGAUAACUCCCAGCCACUGACAACGUGGAGAAAAGGCUUUGGUUCUGCCCAAAAAGACAACAAGCGUAAUCUCCUGAACUUCUUCAUGACUCUUCGCAGCGGUGUGGUCAACAAUGUUCGUGUUCGUUUGGGCCGCUUGAGCGAGAUGGUCAACACUUCUUGCAUCGAGUCUCUUGACUUUUUAGUUACCAAGAAGGAUAUUGAUUGGCUCGGUAUCUUGCGAGGUGCUGCAGAUCGCCGUAAGGGUCGUCAUGCCAGGAAAUUGGGACUGAAUGAAAAGCAAACGCAAGCCACCACUCCUGGGGGAAGUAGAACUCCCAGCCAUCGGUGGUCUAUGCGUCGUCGAUCAUCUUCGUUUGGAAUAGGGCUUUCACUUACAACUCCUGCUGUGAAUACUGCUGACUUUGACGGAGACGGCUACUUUGCAUCCCAUUCUCAAGCCCAAGUACCUUCUGAUUCACAUAUCCGUAGUGCUUCAACCGCCACAACACCCUCUGCCUCCGAACGUCAGGAACCUUAUACAGUUAAGAAAACUAAGAAGGCUUUCAAGCUCAAAGACCAUGAAGAACCUCGUCCCAAAACAACCAAGAAUGGAGCCACAAGCUCAGGUGGCUUAACUCCCGAUUUGGCAAACUUAGAUAUCACUGAGGCGCAUGCGGAAGGAGAUGAAGACUCUGAGGAUUCGGCUGAUGGUAUGGACAGCUUAGGCCUAACUCUUGGGGAUCCAUCCAAUAUGGAGGCUGCACAGAAUAUGCUCUCCAUCUCGGUAAACCUGUAUGAUCAGAUUGAUUUGCUACAAUACCUUUUAUCAUGUCAAGGCAUGGACUACUAUGUCAGCAACUUGGAUGCGACCGUCCGCACGCUAUUGGAGGAAGUCUACUUCAAAUCACUCCAGCUCAAGCUUUGGUCAAUUGUUCGUCAGGCCGCUGGACUCUUAAAUAAGGUCGUCCAUUCUUUGACCAUCAAUAUUACUGACUUGGUCAUUCGCCAAAAGCAAAUUACCAUCGGAUCAGGACCUACUGAGCAUUUUAUUACAACCCCGGUUGGACCUGAUGUACUAAGCCGCAUGAUUUAUGAUGGUAACUUCGAUGAUGUUCGUGAGGGUCCCGUUGUUCAAGAGGUCCUAAUCUACCUCGGUUCUUUUAUCAGAGCUGAUCCAGAAAUGUUUGAGGGUAUCAUGCGUCUGCGUACGCAUUUCCUGAUUAUUGCCUUGCGCGAGGAAAUCUCUCGUCUCAACAGUUGUGACGAGACGGAUGCUAUUGAGCACCUGAUGCAGCUUUCCCCAUUCGAGCUUAAAUCAUUGCUAGGAACCGUACUUUCUGGCCCUACGCUUAGCUCCAAUGCUACCAACACUCUUCUUCGAAGCCAGACUUCUGGCCGAGCUAGCCCUGUCUCUGGUCGCCGUGUGCCGGGCAACGUUUCCUUGGCUGGGGAGACCGCUGACGGUGCUGCAGCAUUAAACAUCGCCUCAUCUUCGUCAUGGGGUGCCGUCCCCAUCCCUAACAUGGCCAAGGAUUCAACCACAUUCACUAUCAAGGUUCAAUCCGGAGGCUAUCAUUCAGGAAAUUUUUCCAAGAUCAUUAUUAAUGACAGUGCUAUGUCAAUUGUGCCCUCUCGUGGAAUUAACAUGGUUGUUAUUGACCCUUUUCAAGGCGUUGUCAUAGAAUCGGUCUCAUUCGAUACACAUAUUUCUGAGGAUGAGAGUGAUGAUCUUGCACGCCUGGUGGACUGGCUUCAUCCUGGUAUGAUUGUGAUAUGCGCUUGUAAGGAUGACUGCUUUGAGCACUUGACACUUGCGGCACGCCUCGCCCUUAAACAGCUGGGCAGCAAACACAUCAACGAUGUCAAAUAUCGUGACUCCUGGUGCAUGAUUGGCGAAAAGGGCAUUGAACCAGGAAUGGCGGCUGAGGCGCACAAAUCCUACAUGGAUGGACCUACCGCAGUCCUUGAAAAAACAUUUGAUUUGGCAACAUGCAAGGCCAAAGCGAACAACGUGGAAACUUUCCCUUCUCCAUCUGCCAUUGCUGCUUUUGUUCCCAACUCCUCGGGACGAUGGCUGCGUCGCCGCAAGAACGAUGGCUCGUUGCAUCGUGUUCCCGACAAAUUCUACCCACGCGUGUGGAGCAUUCUUUCACGUGCUGCAGGUUUCCGAAUUGGAUCUCACUUCUUGCCUCGUGAUCCCAUCAUAUCUGAAAAGACUCCUGAGGAGUUUAAUUUUGCACUUGCUGUUGAGAACUUUUUAGGAGUCAUUCUUGACCCAGCAGAACGCCAGAUUGCUGUUGAGACUCUGAUGGUGAUCGCCAAAAUUGAAGACCGCAACCCAGGAAUGGAGGUGCAGCCCGAGGUGAUUGACCUGCCUGUGAUUAUACGUGAGGCAAUGGAAAACUUUUGGACCAAAUGGGUUAUCAAUGGUCCUGUUGGGAAAGGUCAGGCUCUGGAAGGAGGAGCUUCUGGUACAAUAGCAGGUGACUUGAAGAUGGAGAAGCAUGAGCCUCUGGCGCGGAAUAUGUUCUAUGAUUUGCCGCAGGAGGGUAAAGAAGGCACAUUUGCAUACUUGGCUCGAGCUGUUCUUAAACUUCUCCCGUAUUCGAUUGACUUGGAGUAAUUUGAUGGUCAAAUAGAGAACAUGUAAUAAAAAUAGAUUUGGGAUUAAGACAAAAAUCGAC
Molecule: messenger RNA, 4758 nt
Organism: Lobosporangium transversale
Lineage: Eukaryota; Fungi; Mortierellomycota; Mortierellomycetes; Mortierellales; Mortierellaceae
Product: glycosyl hydrolases family 15-domain-containing protein
Exons: 6
Coding region: 201-4697 (1498 amino acids)
Biological process (GO): glycogen metabolic process
Cellular component (GO): phosphorylase kinase complex
Molecular function (GO): calmodulin binding
Source: RefSeq, a predicted model, not a curated record